Molecule: messenger RNA, 1958 nt
Organism: Pyrus x bretschneideri (Chinese white pear)
Lineage: Eukaryota; Viridiplantae; Streptophyta; Magnoliopsida; Rosales; Rosaceae
Product: trans-cinnamate 4-monooxygenase-like
Exons: 3
Coding region: 345-1643 (432 amino acids)
Biological process (GO): lignin metabolic process
Molecular function (GO): heme binding; iron ion binding; trans-cinnamate 4-monooxygenase activity
Source: RefSeq, a predicted model, not a curated record
UGCAAGCCAGAAGCCCCAGUCUGUAAAUUCCAAGAAACCCAAAACCACACCAAUAAACCAGUUCACUCUCCAACCCCCACUCUCAGCAUUUCGCUCUGUGCACCCACCAAAUUACUCACCACACCAACGCACCCCAAAAAAUGGACCUCCUCCUCCUGGAAAUGACCCUUCUGGGUCUCUUCGUUGCCAUCGCCAUUUCAAAACUCUGCGGCAAGAAAUGCAAGUUCCCGCCGGGUCCCAUACCCGUACCCGUUUUCGGAAACUAGCUCCAGGUCGGCAACGACCUCAACCACCGUAAUCUCUCCGACCUCGCCAAGAAAUUCGGCGACUGCUUCCUCCUCGGCAUGGGGCAGCGCAACCUCGUCGUCGUCUCGUCGCCGGAGCUCGCCAAGGAGGUGCUCCACACCCAGGGAGUCGAAUUCGGGUCGAGGAGCCGAACCGUCGUUGUUGAUAUCUUCACCGGUAAAGGCCAGGACAUGGUGUUCAGCGUCUACGGCGAGCACUGGCGGAAAAUGCGGCGGAUCAUGACCUUCCCCUUCUUCACCAACAAGGUCGUCCAGCUGUACCGCCACGGAUUGGAAUCGGAGGCGGCGGCGGUCGUCGAGGACGUGAAAAAGCAGCCUGAGGCGGCGACCAAUGGGAUGGUGCUGCGGAGGCGGCUGCAGCUGAUGAUGUACAACAACAUAUACAGAAUCAUGUUCGAUCGGCGAUUCGAGAGCGAGGAGGAUCCCCUGUUCGUGAAGCUGAAGGGAUCGAACGGGGAGAAGAGCGGAUUGGCGCAGAGCUUCGAUUACAACUACGGCGAUUUUAUCGAGAUAUUAAGGCCGUUUUUGAGAGGGUAUUUGAAGAUGUGCAAGGAAGUGAAGGAGAAGAGGAUGCAGCUGUUCAAGGACUAUUUCAUUGACGAGAGGAAGAAAAUUUGGAGCACACAGGCUACAACAAAUGAAGGGUUGAAGUGCGCCAUUGACCACCUCCUCGACGCGCAGCACAAGGGAGAAAUCAACGACGAAAAUAUUUACUACAUCCUUGACAACAUCAAUGGCGCUGCUAUUGACACCACUUUGUGGUCGAUCGAGUGGGGAAUUGUCGAGCUUGUGAACCACCCCGAAAUCCAGAAGAAGUUGAGUGAAGAACUUGAUGCAGUCCUCGGCCGCGGAGUUCAGAUCACAGAGCCCGACGUUCAGAAACUUCCCUACCUGCAAGCCGUGAUCAAGGAGACUCUCCGACUUCACAUGCCAGCCCCACUCCUUGUUCCCCACAUGAACCUCCUGGACGCCAAGCUUGGCGGGUUUGACAUCCCGGCGGAAAGCAAGAUUUUGGUGAAUGCUGGGUGGUUGGCAAACAACCCUGCCUUGUGGAAGAAGCCAGAGGAGUUUAGGCCCGAGAGGUUUUUGGAGGAGGAGUCGAAGGUGGAGGCUAAUGGGAACGACUUCAGGUAUCUCCCGUUUGGUGUUGGGAGAAGAAGUUGUCCGGGAAUUACCCUAGCCCUUUCAAUUUUGGGCAUUGCAAUUGGACGUUUAGUCCAGAACUUGGAGCUUCUUCCUCCGCCGGGACAGUCCAAGGUCGACACCUCGGAGAAAUGUGGGCAGUUCACCCUGCAGAUCCUUAAGCAUUCCACCAUUGUGAUGAAGCCGAGGGGGUAGGUUGAUGCUUGGGGAGGAUGAUUUUGAUUACAUGGAAUGAUACGUGGGUUGUGAAAAUGUAAAUUUAUGAAUUUUUUUUUUUCUCUCUUCUUUGCUGAUAUAGAUUUAUGAACUCAGAAUUAAUGGAUGAGAGUCUUUCUCACCGCAGUGUGAGUUUAUUAUCUCUCUUUCGUUUUCCGGCGGGCCGGGCACUGCGUGCUUUUCUUGUUUUCUUCUUCUUUUUGUUCCUUUUUUGUUAUCUGAAAUAAGCCCACCCCCUUUCCCUAAACCAAUCUACACCUUUCUGGCCUCUAUUAUAAGUUAGAACCAUCUGGA